Oncorhynchus gorbuscha (pink salmon) is the source of this 2052-nucleotide messenger RNA. RefSeq names its product solute carrier family 22 member 21 (gene slc22a21). Gene Ontology annotation, cellular component: membrane. The transcript has 10 exons. Bases 44 to 1702 code for a protein of 552 amino acids. NCBI's taxonomy places the organism in Eukaryota, Metazoa, Chordata, Actinopteri, Salmoniformes, Salmonidae. Gene Ontology annotation, molecular function: transmembrane transporter activity. The record is from RefSeq and is a predicted model, not a curated record. Gene Ontology annotation, biological process: transmembrane transport.
CUCUCCACUGGGCCGCACUAAUAACCCACUUUCAAUCUUUAUAAUGACUGAGAAUGGCUAUGAGGAUAACACUGCCUUUCUUGGGGAAUGGGGACCGUUCCAACAGAUGGUGUUCUUUCUCUUAUGUUUGAGUAUCAUCCCUAACGGCUUUACAGGUAUGUCUAUUGUGUUCAUCGGUGAUACACCAUCCCACCAUUGCCUCAUACCAGCAAAUGCGAACAUUACUGGCGAAUGGAGAAAUCACAGUAUUCCUUUGGAGGAGGAAAGCGGGACUAUUGUGCUCAGUAAAUGCGCCAGAUACAAACUCGAUGUCAUACAGAGUUUUUCAGAAAGAGGUUAUGUCCCAGGGAUCGAUGUCAACGUUUCUGAAAUACAACACGAGACCUGUUUGGAUGGCUGGGAAUACGAUCGGGGGACGUACAUCUCCACUAUUGUGUCCGAGUGGGACCUGGUGUGUGCUGAUAAGUGGAAGAACCCAUUGACUUCUUCUGUGUUCUUCUGUGGUGUCCUCACUGGCUCCUUCCUCUCUGGCCAGCUCUCUGACAGGUUUGGGAGGAAAAAUGUUCUCUUUGCCACCAUGGGAGUUCAGACUGUGUUCACAUUUAUCCAGGUCUUCUCUCCAACCUGGGUUGUAUUCUGUGCCUUAUUCUUUGUUGUCGGGAUGGGGCAAAUCUCAAAUUAUGUGGCUGCAUUUGUGCUAGGAACUGAAAUUUUAUCUCCAUCCAAACGGAUAAUCUACUCCACUCUUGGAGUUUGUAUGUUCUACACCAUUGGCUACACGCUCCUUCCAGCAGUGGCCUUCUUCAUCAGAGACUGGAGGAUGCUGAUGCUAGCCCUCACCCUCCCAGGCUUCCUUUAUGUCCCUUUUUGGUGGUUCAUCCCAGAGUCUCCCAGAUGGCUGCUCUCUCAGGGAAGAGUGGAGGAGGCUGAGGCCAUACUGAGAGACGCUGCCAGGAGGAACAGAGUCACAGCACCAGAGGUCAUCUUCCGGCCUGUACAGUUAGAGCCCAAGGCUGGGAAGUUGGUGGCCCACAACAUCUGCGAUCUGGUGAGUUCCAGCAACAUCCGUUGGGUGUCCAUCACGCUGUGGCUGGUCUGGACCAUUCUGUCCAUCGGGUACUUUGCCUUGUCACUGAACACGUCCAACCUGGCAGGGAGCUCCUAUCUGAACUGUUUCCUGUCCGCUGCCAUUGAGGUCCCUGCCUAUACCAUGGCCUGGCUCAUGUUCCGCUGCUGCCCCCGGCGCCUGUGUCUCUUCUCCACUCUGUUUCUGGGUGGGGUGGUGCUGCUCUGCAUAAACCUCAUACCACCAAAUCUGAGCUCUGUGUCCACUGCACUAGAGAUGCUGGGGAAGUUUGGUGUGACUGCAGCUUUUUCCAUCGUGUACGCCUACACGGCUGAGCUCUACCCCACUGUCGUGAGGAACACAGCCAUAGGGGCCUGUUCCAUGGCCUCCAGAGUGGGGAGCAUCUCUGCCCCAUACUUCAUCUAUCUGGGAGGCUGUUCCAAGUCGCUGCCAUACAUUCUAAUGGGGAGUCUUACAGCUCUGUCUGGGUUGCUUAGCCUCCUGCUGCCUGAGAGCCAUCGUAUGCCUCUUCCAGACACCAUCACUCACAUGCAGACCUUCCCAGGAUGGAAAAAGAGAUCCGUGUAUAAACUGAGCCAAUCUACAGGAGAGGAAGAUGUGUCCGAUACUUUGUGACAGCUACUGGACACCUCAGUUGUUCUUUCAACAUGUACUUUUUAUUACCUACCACAUUGUGUAACUAACCAAGAUGCUUAUAAAUAACUUUUUCUAUGCAUUUUCUAUGUAUGAAGUAUCAGUAUUGUUUUGCAUAUUUUGUACUUAAAGUUGAAGUCGGAAGUUUACAUACACCUUAGCCGAAUACAUUUAAACUCAGUUUUUCCACAAUUUCUGACUUUUAAUCCUUGUAAAACUUCACUGUUUUAGGUCAGUUAGGAUCACCACUUUAUUGUAAGAAUGUGAAAUGUCAGAAUAAUAGUAACGAGAAUAAUUUAUUUAAGCUUUUACUUCUUUCAUCACAUUCCCAG